GGAGUGGGGGUUAGGGGGAAAUGCAAAAACUACGUGCAGUUCAUGCGAAGGUGUUUUUGUUAUUAUUUAGUCCUAGUACGAAAGCGAACGGUGUACUGGGUCAGCGCGUAUGAGAGCCAAUCUAGUUGAAUUUACGUUGCGCGUAUAAAAACCGUUGCGACGAUGGAGAGUUCACAGCAGUGGGAUGCUACGCAAUUGAGACGAUACGAUUUCGCCUUGGAACAGAUACCGAGGAUUUAUUACAAGGAUCCCAGGAUUGAUGAACUCAUCGCACAAAACAAACCUGUGGUAAUAACUGAAUCCAACAUAGUGCGCUCAGCUUGCGACAAAUGGAACUUAGAAUAUCUGGAAAACAACUUGGGUAACGGUGGACACAUCGUCUACGUGUCCAAAAAUCACAAGUUUAAAUACUUCGAUGACAAGAAGAUGCUUAGCAAGACCAACCCCAAAGGUAUAGAAUUUACACCACCAACCAAGGUUGUCGAAAUGAAAGUACAAGACUUCAUGAAGAAACUUAAGGAGUUCAAAGAGGGCGACGAACGGUUAUACUUGCAGCAAUCUCUGAACAGCACAAUUGGUCCGGCAGUUGCAGAAGACUAUAUCAGAUUUGACUGGCAAUAUGUGAAUGAAAAACAGCACAAGCACAACUGGGGCACAUUAACAUCUAAUUUGUUGUUUGUGGCUAUGGAGGGUAAUGUAACUCCAUGCCACUAUGAUGAACAACAAAACUUUUUUGCACAAAUUUGGGGACACAAAAGGUGCAUACUGUUCUCUCCUGAUCAGUUCGAAUGUCUUUAUCCACAUCCAGUCCAUCAUCCACAUGACAGACAGAGCAUGGUGGACUUUGAAAGGCCUGAUUACACAAGAUUUCCAAAAUUUAAACAUGUAAAGGGAGUGGAAACAGUACUGGGACCUGGAGAUGUGCUUUAUAUACCAAUAUAUUGGUGGCAUCAUAUUGAAUCUCUAAUGAGAGGUGGUCCUACUGUUACUGUUAAUUUUUGGUUUAAGGGCGGUCCCACUAAUAUUGAGUACCCUCUAAAGGACCACCAGAAAGUUUCUAUAAUGAGAAACAUUGAGAAAAUGCUACAGGAAGUACUGCAAGACCCAAAAGAAGUUGGUCCAUUACUUAGGGCGAUGGUUUUAGGACGGUUUACCGAGGAUAACGCCAACUGACAAAUGUGAUAGAUCAUAAAUUUUUGACUUGCUCAUGAAGGGGUGGGUUCGUUGUUGGGCCUUAGCUCUCUCACGGGAGUUCCGCCAUUUUAAUGAACCUUUUGUUUUGACUGAUUAUAUAGAUUUAGAUAAUGAACUGAGUGCAAGAUGAUAUAACUGUUUUUAUUACAAUUUUGGUGUUUUUAGUCGUGAUAUAAAAGAUAAAUACAAUUGUGGAAUGUGGUUGUAGAACGCUUCUAAGCAAUAUCCAUUUUUAAUGCUUAUUUUAAAUAAUUAAUAUUGUGCAAAAUUUUAAAAUUGCAUAAUUUUUAUUUCAUAUAAGUUGGGUAUAUGUUGCAACUCUAUAAUGAAAUUUCGAAAUGUUAUUUAUAAUGCAUUCUACCAGUGGAAUUAUUAUUUUAAGCGUAAUAUUUGUCCUAUUGUUUAAUAUUUGUAAAUAACAAAUAAGUUACUCCUAUUUAUUUUACAGUUAUAUGUAAAUAUUUUUUAAAAUUGGAUCCUAAAUAUUAUAUCCAAUUUCUAUGGUUCAGUAUUUUUGUAUGUUUAAUUUAUGACGCAUUUGCGUUGCAGAGAUUUAUGUAAAUAAAAAUUUAUUAUUUA
This is a messenger RNA of Aethina tumida (small hive beetle), 1773 nucleotides long. RefSeq names its product hypoxia-inducible factor 1-alpha inhibitor. Gene Ontology annotation, cellular component: cytoplasm; nucleus. Gene Ontology annotation, molecular function: ankyrin repeat binding; [protein]-asparagine 3-dioxygenase activity; peptidyl-histidine dioxygenase activity. The record is from RefSeq and is a predicted model, not a curated record. NCBI's taxonomy places the organism in Eukaryota, Metazoa, Arthropoda, Insecta, Coleoptera, Nitidulidae. The coding region runs from base 163 to 1173 and encodes 336 amino acids. The transcript is spliced from 4 exons. Gene Ontology annotation, biological process: negative regulation of Notch signaling pathway; peptidyl-aspartic acid hydroxylation.